Molecule: messenger RNA, 1524 nt
Organism: Histoplasma capsulatum G186AR
Lineage: Eukaryota; Fungi; Ascomycota; Eurotiomycetes; Onygenales; Ajellomycetaceae
Exons: 2
Coding region: 1-1524 (507 amino acids)
Source: RefSeq, a predicted model, not a curated record
AUGGACAUAGCGGCGGCAACAACACCAGAAAACUCACCACAAUCUUUCAUGAGAAACAGCCUCGAAUAUAGCAGCUCUCCAUCAAUCAACCAACGCCAAUACCAUGAGGUUGUUCUACAAAUUCCACCUGACCAAACGGAGGAAGACGUGGAAAGAGAGCUUAUCGGUAUAGCCCAAGAGAUUGGUUUGGAUAUUUCCAGUGAUAUACAUCCACAGUUCGAUAUAUCCCGAUAUGCGAACUAUUUUCCAGCUUCGUCUUCUCACUUUCACAUCGGGUCUCCUCCUCUUACUUCGACAAGUUAUUGUUAUGGAAAUAACAAUGUUAUAUCUUCUCCGCCAACUCUAUCUUCAAGCAAUGAGAUCGCCGGCAGCAUGUAUUCAACUACGUCCAUUUCUACGCGCCCAACGUCGCCCGGUUCGGUUUUGGAGCAGCCAUGCACUCUGCCGGCGUUGUCAAGACCGCGACAAUUUCACCGAUCGAGUUUAUCGUCCUCGAGAAACCGGUCGGGUAGCUGUGAGAAAAGAGUGAGGUUUAGUAAUUUCAGACUAUCUUUUGGGAAAUUUCCGCAUUUUAGAAGGCGCUCUGCGGCAGCCGUCCAAUCGCCUGCUUCUCCUGCGUGGUUCGAUACCAGAUCAAUCGCUCCGGGCCCUGAUAACCUACAGGCUCAGUGCUCACAGGCGAAAUUGGGCAAACUGAUGCCGCAACAUAAUAACAGCGCUUCAAUAAACCAUAGUAAUGAAGAAGAUAAUCCUGCGAUGAUGGAGACUUUGAAUUGUCCUCAACUGCAAAAGUUGCGCAGUGUUCAGGAGGCCCAACGGGAUCGACAUUUGGCAUUCAAAGAAGACACUCUCGAGUCUCUUUAUCUCAGACACGAAGAGUCAAAAUCUUUGAAGAGAAGAGAACAUCAGAGAAUUGAACAUGACAUAGAUGAUCAGAACAUUCAAGAAGCGAAUCGACUUGAAGAACUUCAACUCAAUGCGGAGCUUGACUUAGUUGAGGAACUACGGCGAGAAAGACAAACGCUAGAAAUUCGUAUCCACCAUAUGGAAGGCUACUUGGCUGCCAGUCCCCAGCAUCCCCAAUCCUGGUUCCUGGAUAAUGACAUGGAAGACCCCCCUCCGAUCCAGCCGCGCCACCGCCAUGUCACUCAGAAAGACAGGGACCAUCUACUCGAAAGGUACCGUGAACGGGACAGGAUGGAUACUCUACAUAUGUCAAAGAUCAAAGUACUUCGAGAUACCCAGGAACGGAAAUACCAAGAAACAAUGUCGAGACAAGAGAAGAAAGCUAGCAAAGUGGCCGAUAUAAAUGAAAAAGACUUCCAGAACCUUGUCAGCCGUUGUAAUAACGAAACCACAGUUACCAGUACGUGGUUUCUCAGUCAAGAACAACACUUAAAAACAAGGUGGAUGCUUGAAGAAGCAAUUGUUAGAAAGAGAUUGGAAAACGACACGGGCAUCUGUUAUAUUCCGUUGCCAGUCAUUUCAUUUUCAGAGGAAUAUGAAAAUGGCAAUUCGUCUUAA